AUGGAUUCCACGAGUGUUUUCCUUCUCGCAGUCAAAUGUCUUCUCGUACUCAUUCCCUUUCUGAUCCUCGUCCAUUACGGCAUCGCCAACUACGAGAACUGGGCCAAUCGGUGCGUCGACGAAGCCACGCGGCACCACAUCGAAGUGUGCACUCUCGUGAGUCUUAUCAGGCUGGAAGUAUUUCUGUCCCAGUGCGCCCUAAUUUGACUUUUUCCAGGACCUCAUAAACUUCGACUUGGACUACCGUAAGUGGGAAGAGUCCAACUUUCCGUCUCAAGACCAAAAGCUCAUCGAGAACCUCAAAAGACAGUGUGAAGAUGUUCAGGUACCGUUGCAAAUGCUCCUGGUAUUCAGAACCGUUCAUUAUUUAGAAAUGUUUCAAAAGCAUACGAGGAAAAUGCGAGGACACGAAGCAAAUCGUCGAAAACUUUCCCACGUGGCUACGGCGAAUCGAAUUCUUCAGCGGACACUUUGCAAAGUGCGCCGGAAAAGUGAAUCUCAAAGACACAAAGUCGAAUGAAUUGUAAUGGCAAGUUUCAGAUAAACCAGAUAUCCGGAAGGGCUCCGUGCGCACAACAGUACUUCCGAAUCGAGUUCAUCGAGAAGAAACGGCGAGAAAAGUGCGAGAUAAUGCGAGAAAACGAAGAGUGUAUUCUGGAGAAAGUGGCAAAGACGUGCGCCCUCCAGAUGGCCGCAAUCAUGAAGAAUGUGAGUGGUAGCCGCAUAGAACACUCAACGUUUUCCGUCAUUUCCAGCACUUGGCCACCGAGGCAGCCUUGAUCGGAUGCUGA
Molecule: messenger RNA, 791 nt
Organism: Caenorhabditis sp. 36 PRJEB53466
Lineage: Eukaryota; Metazoa; Nematoda; Chromadorea; Rhabditida; Rhabditidae
Source: the annotation of a GenBank genome assembly